AUGGAUGAGUAUUUUGAUCAAACACUCAACAAUUAUUUUGAUCAAGCAAUCCAGAAUCGUUUUGAUCAAGCAAUGAAUCCGUUGGAACCUGAGAAGAAGAAACGAGUCCACAUUGAAAGAAAACGUGAAGAGGGUCACCAACGCUUAUGGGAUGACUAUUUCCGUGAAGAUGCAACAUAUCCUCCUCAAAUCUUUCGUCGCCGUUUUAGAAUGAACAAACCCUUAUUUAUGCGUAUUGUCGAACGACUCUCAACAGAAGUUCCAUACUUUGAACAAAGAAGAAAUGGUCACGGAAGGCUAGGUCUCUCUGCAAUACAAAAGUGUACAGCAGCAAUUCGUAUGAUGGCGUAUGGUUCUGCAGCGGAUGCGUUUGACGAAUACCUCCGUCUUGCUGAAAGCACUGCUAUGUUAUGUUUGGAAAAGUUUGUUGAAGGAAUAGUUCAUUUAUUUGGAGAUGAGUAUCUACGCAGGCCCACACCAGAAGAUCUUCAGCGACUACUCGAUAUUGGAGAGGUACGCGGAUUUCCCGGGAUGAUAGGAAGUACAUUAAACGAUAUCAAUAUUCUCGAUCGCUCACCAGUUUUUGAUGACAUAUUACAAGGUGUAGCUCCCAAAGUAAAAUACUUUGUCAACGGACGACAAUAUCGUAUGGCUUACUAUCUCACCGAUGGUAUUUAUCCAAAAUGGGCUACUUUUGUCAAAUCAAUUUCAAUGCCACAAGAUCCGAAAGCAUCGUUAUUUGCUACGUACCAAGAAGCUGUACGUAAAGAUGUCGAACGUGCUUUUGGAGUCUUGCAAGCUCGAUUUGCCAUAGUCAAAAACCCAGCUCUUAUGUUGGAUAAGGUAAAAAUUGGAAACAUAAUGAGAGCAUGUAUCAUAUUGCACAACAUGAUUGUAGAAGAUGAACGUGAUGGGUAUACUCAGUAUGAUGAGGCCACAUUUGCACAAGUAGAAUCAAACCGAACUUCGGAAGUGGAUUUCACGUAUUCUACAGACAUCCCUUCAAAUCUCAGAAAUAUGAUGGGCGAUACGAUAACCAUUCGAAAUGAAGUUCGUGACAAGAAAAUACAUGACCGACUGCAAGCGGAUUUGGUUGAGCAUAUAUGGGAAAAGUUUGGCACAAAUCAAUAUUAA
Messenger RNA from Camelina sativa (false flax), 1134 nucleotides. The record is from RefSeq and is a predicted model, not a curated record. Lineage: Eukaryota; Viridiplantae; Streptophyta; Magnoliopsida; Brassicales; Brassicaceae.